ACCAGGUGGGAUCGGGUGAGGGUCGUCAUGGCGAUGCUAUGCUCUGUCUUGAGGAUGCUGGACAAGUCUUCAAGUUUGACUCGUCCAAAAGAAAUCCUGAAGGAGACAAAGAGGACGAUCUACGGCAAACCUCCUCGACACCGGGUCGGAGCUGCUCAAAGUUUCUUCGUCAUGUCUGUGUUCGCGGCGGCCAUGUUGGCCCCAGCAGCCUGGAUCCUCUACCACCUGCCGGAGUACCGGGAGCGGGCCCAGCACGUCCCGCGGACCUGACCGUCCUCUUCCUGUUUAGUCAAACAGCUGAAUUUUAUUAACCUUUCAUCUAGAAUUAGUGUGUCCUGAAACCAGUCAGGCUUUUAUUCUGAAAAAACGGCGUUUCAGAAAACUCCAGCGCCUUCAUGAUACUGAAUGUAUUGUAAAGUUUGUCAUGUCGUCAUCAGCAGUUCAUCUUUCCUGGCAAAACUCACCUGUCGUCUUUUCAAAAUAAAAGCGUUCUGUGAU
This is a messenger RNA of Poecilia reticulata (guppy), 498 nucleotides long. RefSeq lists its product as uncharacterized. Lineage: Eukaryota; Metazoa; Chordata; Actinopteri; Cyprinodontiformes; Poeciliidae. The record is from RefSeq and is a predicted model, not a curated record. Gene Ontology annotation, biological process: mitochondrial electron transport, cytochrome c to oxygen. Gene Ontology annotation, cellular component: respiratory chain complex IV; mitochondrion.